AUGUUGAAGCUGCUGCUGCUGCUGCUGCUGUUGUUCUGGACGAGCUCAGCGCUGGUCAGGGUCCCCCUCAGGCGGGUGCGUUCGAUUCGUUCGCAGCUGCGAGAGGCCGGCCUGCUGGAGGAGUUUCUGAGGGACCACCGACCCGACGCGUUCAACCGCCGCUACGCUCAGUGCUUCCCGUCCGGGACGCCGUCGCUGAGGCUCGGACGCUCCAGCGAGAGGAUCUACAACUUCAUGGAUACUCAGUAUUACGGUGAGAUCAGUCUGGGAACUCCGGAGCAGAACUUCUCGGUGGUUUUCGACACCGGAUCGGCCGACCUCUGGGUGCCGUCGUCCUACUGUGUCAGCUCAGCCUGCGUGCUGCACAAGCGCUUCAAGGCCUUUGAGUCGACGUCGUACCGUCAUGAUGGUCGAUUGUUUGGGAUUCACUACGGAACGGGACACCUGCUGGGAGUCAUGGCCAGAGACACGCUGAAGAUUGGGAGUCUGACUGCUGUGAACCAGGAGUUCGGGGAGGCCGUGUACGAACCUGGUGACAUAUUCAUGAUGGGGAAGUUCGACGGUGUUCUGGGACUGGCUUACCCAUCCCUGGCACAGAUUCUUGGAAACCCUGUUUUUGACAACUUGUUGGCACAGAAGGCAUUGGACAAGCCGGUGUUCUCCGUCUACCUCAGCAGGAAAACAAAGACCACCAGCCCAGAAGGAGAACUGCUGCUAGGCGGAAUAAAUGAGGCGAUGUACACUGGACCAAUCAACUGGCUGCCUGUAACCACUAAGGGAUACUGGCAGGUUAAGAUGGACAGUGUGGCGGUGCAGGGUACCAGCUCGUUUUGUCCUCACGGUUGCCAGGCAGUUAUUGAUACUGGAACCUCCCUUAUUGCUGGACCGCCCAAUGACAUCUUCAGCCUCCAACAGCUGAUCGGAGCCACGCCCACAAACUUUGGAGAGUUUCUUAUCGACUGUGUCAGGUUGUCCAGUUUGCCUCAUGUAACUUUUGUUCUGGGUGGAACAGAGUACACGCUGACUGCGGACCACUACGUUAGGAAGGAGAUGCUUGGCGACAGGGAGAUGUGUUUCAGUGGUUUCCAGGGCAUUGACAUUGUUUCCCCUGAGGGCCCCCUGUGGAUCCUGGGAGAUGUGUUCCUGACAGAGUUCUACAGCAUCUAUGACAAAGGACAGGACCGGGUCGGCCUUGCCCGGGCUAAGGAACCAGCUGAAAAGUAACCUGGAACUCAAUCCAAACCAAUAAACACUGCGCAAUUUAAAA
Messenger RNA from Stegastes partitus (bicolor damselfish), 1267 nucleotides. It is a transcript of the gene nots, whose product is annotated as nothepsin. Gene Ontology annotation, biological process: proteolysis. The record is from RefSeq and is a predicted model, not a curated record. The coding region runs from base 1 to 1224 and encodes 407 amino acids. NCBI's taxonomy places the organism in Eukaryota, Metazoa, Chordata, Actinopteri, Pomacentridae. The transcript has 9 exons. Gene Ontology annotation, molecular function: aspartic-type endopeptidase activity.